AUGUAUUUCCAUUGCCGCAUCCAUGCCGUUCUUCUUCUUGUUCUUUUCUUUCUCUCAGUUUUCUCUUCUUCUUCUUCACCAACGAGUCAAAUCAACUCCAACUCAGUUCUAGUAGCACUUCUCGACUCACAUUACACCGAACUCGUUGAACUCAUUGAAAAAGCUAUGCUAUUACAAACACUAGAAAACACCGUUGCAACCCACAAUAUCACCAUUUUCGCACCAAACAAUGAAGCUCUUGAACGUAAUCUCGACUCCGAUUUCAAACUGUUUCUUCUCGAACCCGGUAAUAUCCUUUCUCUCCAAACUCUCUUAUUAUCCCACGUCAUCCCAACCCGAAUCGUAACCGGAUCGACCCGAAACCAACACCAUCACCAACACAAGACCCUCUCCAAUCACAAUCUCCACCUUGCCACCAAUAUCACCACUGGCGAAUGGACCGUGGACAAAACCAAAAUCACCCACCCGAAUUUCAUAACCCGACCCGACGGCAUCAUCCACGGGAUCCAGCGUCUUCUCAUCCCACGCUCGGUAGAAAACGACUUCAACAACCGCCGUAGUCUCCGUUCCAUCACCGCCGUGAAACCGGAAGGUUCACCGGAAAUCGACACGAGAAAUCAACGAUUGAAAAAAAAAUCUCCACCACCGGAGAAACCCGGUUCACCACCGACAUUCUCGAUCUACGAAGCAAUAGCUCCAGGACCGUCCCUGGCCCCGGCGCCAGCGCCAGGGCCAGGCGGCCCACACCACCACUUCGACGGCGAGGCACAGGUGAAGGAUUUCAUCAAAACAUUACUCCAUUACGGUGGUUACAACGAAAUGGCUGAUAUUCUCGUAAACCUAACGUCAUUAGCAACUGAAAUGAGUAGUUUAGUUUCGGAGGGUUACGUGUUAACGGUUUUGGCUCCGAACGACGAGGCGAUGGCGAAGUUAACGACGGAGCAGUUGAGUGAACCGGGUUCGCCGGAAGAGAUAAUGUACUACCAUAUUAUCCCGGAGUAUCAAACGGAAGAGAGUAUGUAUAAUGCUGUUAGAAGGUUCGGGAAAGUUCGAUACGAUACUUUAAGGUUGCCGCAUAAGGUUGUGGCUGAGGAAGCUGAUGGGUCUGUUAAAUUUGGACAUGGUGGUCUGGCGGGCUAUUUGUUUGACCCGGAUAUUUAUACCGAUGGGAGAAUUUCUGUGCAGGGGAUUGAUGGUGUUUUGUUUCCUAUGGAGGAGAAGGAGGAGGUUAUGGAGCAGGUUAAACCCGUUUCUAAGAUGGGUCAACCCGGUAAAGUUGUUGUCAAACACAGAAGAGGGAAACUGCUGGAAACAGCAUGCUGGAUGCUUGGAACCUUUGGACAACACUCUAGAUUUGCUUCUUGUCUUCAAUGA
Vicia faba (fava bean) is the source of this 1374-nucleotide messenger RNA. Lineage: Eukaryota; Viridiplantae; Streptophyta; Magnoliopsida; Fabales; Fabaceae. The record is from the annotation of a GenBank genome assembly.